Molecule: messenger RNA, 1442 nt
Organism: Chrysoperla carnea
Lineage: Eukaryota; Metazoa; Arthropoda; Insecta; Neuroptera; Chrysopidae
Gene: S6KL
Product: serine/threonine-protein kinase S6KL
Exons: 8
Coding region: 111-1403 (430 amino acids)
Biological process (GO): protein phosphorylation
Molecular function (GO): ATP binding; protein serine/threonine kinase activity
Source: RefSeq, a predicted model, not a curated record
AAUAAAUAAAAAGAAAACCAGCAAGAAAAUGUUAAAAUUAAAUCGUAAAUAAUGGAUUUAAAACAAUAUUGAAACGAAAUAGAUAUUUAACCAAUUGAAAUUUCGAUUACAUGGGAAAUAGUAAUCGUAAAAGAGAAAAUUCAUCAAUAUCUGUACAAAAAACGAAUCAUGUAAAUCGUGAAAGGUUUCAUCAUUACUUUAGUCAGUUAAGUUUAUCAAAUAUAGCAAAUAAUUUAAGUGGCCGAUCAUUUUUGAGCGUUGCAAGUCACCAAUCAAAUUAUAGUGUAUCUCGACCAUGGUCUAGAAUUUCAAGGCGAAGGUGGAAAGAAUCAACAUUAAAUGAACCGUUUGAAGCAAGUAAAACCGCCUGGCCUGUUGCAAAUAUUGAAGCAGCAUUUUUACCUGAAUUUUCUAUAAAUACUGAGCUAACAGAACGUAGUUUUCGUAUAUUGGAAUUAAUAUCACAUGGUGCUUAUGGAAAAGUAUAUAAAGUACAAAAAUUGGAUACGCAACAAUUAUAUGCUUUAAAAAUAUUAUCCAAAGCUCAGGUGAUUCAUGAAAAUGCGGUUCGUCAAGUAAAAGAAGAGGUUGCUAUACAAAAAGUAUGUGGACAUAAUCCAUUCAUAGUUGGCUGCCCUUUUCAUUGGCAAAGUCAUAGACGAUUAUACAUUGUUAGUGAAUAUAUUGAUGGCGGGGAAUUAUUUCAUCUAUUAGAACAAUACGGAUCAUUACCAGAAUAUCUUGUUGCUGUAUACGUCGCUGAAAUUGCUUUAGGUCUUGAUUUCCUCCACAACGCCGGAAUCAUAUAUCGUGAUUUAAAACCAGAAAAUAUAUUACUUGAUCAAGAAAACGGCCACAUUCAUCUAAUCGAUUUUGGUUUAUCAAAGUGGCUAAAAUACGGAGAUCGUACAACUACAUUAUGUGGUACACUACGUUAUAUGGCUCCAGAGGUUGCAAGUUUAAAACCUUAUGGACAUGCCGCUGAUUGGUGGUCAUUGGGUGUUUUGGCUUGUCGUAUGCUGUUAGAUGAGUAUCCAGUUCCUGCAAUUCCAAGAUUAGAAGAGUGCCAAAAUCCAACAGUGCAACAACAACCAUCACCCGAUAAACCACCAGGAACAUUACCAGAAUGUGCAACCACAAUGCUUUCCAGACAUGCAUGUCAAUUAUUAUAUAGAUUAUUAGAUCGCGAACCACAUCGACGAUUACGAAGCUUAUUAACAUUACAACAUGAAGGUAUUUUUAAGGAUAUUGUAUUUGGCGAUAUAAAAAGUCGUAAAAUAUCACCAAAACAAAUACUAAAUCAAUACUUCCCAAAUGGACCUCCAAUUAAACAUAGCCAACAAAAAGAUCUUAAUAAUUUGGACCUUUUUGAAACAUUUACUUCCAAUUCAAUUCUUGUAUGAAUUUUCUUAUAAUAUGUGAUUUAUGAUGCUUUUGUAAAC